This is a messenger RNA of Athalia rosae (coleseed sawfly), 4379 nucleotides long. It is a transcript of the gene Helz, whose product is annotated as probable helicase with zinc finger domain. Gene Ontology annotation, cellular component: P granule; cytosol. NCBI's taxonomy places the organism in Eukaryota, Metazoa, Arthropoda, Insecta, Hymenoptera, Athaliidae. Gene Ontology annotation, molecular function: helicase activity. The record is from RefSeq and is a predicted model, not a curated record. Gene Ontology annotation, biological process: regulatory ncRNA-mediated post-transcriptional gene silencing. The transcript has 4 exons. The coding region runs from base 160 to 2934 and encodes 924 amino acids.
AGCCGGAUAAGAUGUAUUAUUGUUUACGUAUUAGAAAACGGUCCUCAGUAUAAAUUGAAAGAAACAUCGAAACAAUGAAAUAAAAUUCAAUGUCAGUUGUUUAAUCUCGGCAUUAUUUGGUUCAAUUUAAUGUAGCUAAUCUGAUAAAAUCAAUUAACGAUGAUUAGUUCACCGUGCAAGUGCGACGAGGUUAUGUUCGUGCAGAAUAUAUUACCGAACUUCUCAAAGAUUGUUGAGACGAAAUGGUUUACAUCGGACAAUCCGGAGUCCGUUAUGUCGAGUUCCCUUGAAGACGUUGUGGCAUUUGUAGACUCGCAAUUGCACCUCAAAUUCUGUUCAAAAAACGUGAAGCACACCUGGACGUUUGAGGUACUGACCACAGGGAAGUCUUUGGAGAACGUAUCCCUGAUGUUAGAAAAUCACAGGGAACAUUUCACCAUAGUAUCGGUAACUAGUUUGGAAGGUAGCGAGGGCUUGUACACCGGACAAGAAUGGUUCAAAGCAUCUGCGGCAUUGCCAGGCUUGGAUUUGAACCAACCUAGUAGCACCCGAUACAAAAUAACCAUAGGUUUCAAGACAGAUCGUUACGGGACCUACAGACAAACCGUUAUCUUUGGUUUUGGCGGUUAUCCAGUUCUGUUUGGGCAGAUAUCUGCAGAUUGUAUCCCAAUUGAUGAUUUACCGAGACUUGAGGAGGCGCGCCGCAUAAUACUGAGUCAGAAUGCAAGAAAAUGGACGAAGAAUAACACGCACAUCGUAGCCUUUGAAUCUCCCUUUGUUCCCGCUAGAGAUAUAAAAGAGGUUAAUUUAACGAAAGCCUAUCCUUUUCCUGACGAAACUAACUUUCAUCUCACCCACGAUACACUCACUGAAGAAUCUCUGACACCCACAAACUAUCGCGGUCGCAUGCAUGAGCUUGUUGCCAUUGAGGAACUAGCGAGACACGAACAAGUCGCUAGGUACAAUAUUGUCACGCAGAUCAGACUCUGCCAGUAUUACAUCGUCGCGCCAGAUGCCGACUGUGCUACCACAGCCAAGUAUGCCCCUUCUGGAGAAUUAUUUGCUCAGCUACCACUGGGACGAGAAAUUUCUGAAGAUUCUAAGAGCGGGCGGUUGUUGCUAAGGGGUUGCAGUAAAGUUCUGUUCAAGCCUAUCGGCUGGGAGAGAAGUGAUAAUAAUCAGCGACAAAUAGUGUUCGAGGCUCAUAUCGAGGAUAAAUGUAAUCGAAUAAUUUACUUGCGGUUAUCUAAGAAUUGCAUAGAAACACUUCAGCUGCGGCCCGAAAUAGAUGUAACUGUCCAAGUGCAAUUCCAACUGAAUCGACUACCUUAUUGCGAGUGGCAUAGAUCUAUAGACCGUGUAAUUGACACAAGUUUGAUUUUUCCUGUGAUCACUGAAGACACGACUAUACCAUGGAAUUCUGUAGAGUACUGGAGUGCGCAGUUCGAUCAAAAGCUAAACGCAAAACAACAGCAGGCAGUUAUUGCUAUGAUUGCCCCUAUCAACAUGAUUUUGCCUCCGAUUCUCCUUGUUGGACCCUUCGGCACUGGCAAAACUUAUACUCUCGCACAAGGAAUACGCAUGAUUCUCAACAAAGGGCCUAAACACAAGGUCUUACUUUGUACACAUAGCAACAGCGCUGCUGAUUUAUAUGUUAAGGACUUCUUUGACGCGUGGUACAAAGAAUCUAUGGACACCAGACUUAAACCUCUACGAAUCUACUACAAGGGGCGAUUUAGAAACACGGUACACCCGGUAGUGCAAGAAUAUUGUCUCAUGGAUGAAAAUGGUCGAUUUCGAGAGCCUACAAAGGAUGAUAUCUUGCGCUGUGGUUUGAUAAUCGCAACUUUGGCAACAUCUAGCUGCUUAGCAAGUCUGGAUGCUGGACUCACUCACAUCAUAAUAGACGAAGCUGCCCAGGCAAUGGAGUGCGAGGCUCUGACUGCUCUCACGCUUGCAAGAAGCACAACUCGUUUGAUAUUAGCCGGUGAUCAAAUGCAAUUGGCUCCCGAAUUAUACAGUGAUCUUGCUAGCGAACGAGGGCUAGGUCUGAGCCUUCUAGAGAGAAUCUGCAAUCUGUAUCCACCACUCUUUCCGUGCAAAAUUCUGCUCUGUCAGAACUACAGAGCUCAUUCAACCAUCAUAGGACUAACUUCAGAAUUAUUUUAUUCCGGCCAAGUCGUUGGAUGUGGCAAACACUUGGCACAUCCUAUCUUCACCCCGUUGACCUUCUUCAGCGUUCAAGGGCAAGAUGUUCAGGGCAUGCAUUCAACUGGAUUCUACAACGACGCUGAGGCCUUUGAGGUAACGGACCGAAUAGCGGAAUUGAAGAGUCGUUGGCCUACGGAGCAGUGGGGACCAUAUGGCGAGGGGGCGAUCGGAGUGGUAGCCCACUACGCAGAACAGGUGUCAAGGAUCCGUAUGGAGCUGCGAAAACGUAAGCUGUUUGAUAUAUCAGUGGAGCGAGUGAUGAAUGUUCAGGGAAAGCAGUUUAGAGCUGUUUUCAUAAGCACUGUUAGGACACGAAAUAGUUGUCAAUAUUCAACGGAUGCCAACAUAAAAGACUAUGGCUUUUUGAGUAAUCCAAGACUGUUGAAUACUUCUAUAACCCGUGCAAAGUGUCUAGUAGCGAUUAUUGGGGAUCCAGUGGCUCUCCUGACAAUUGGAUCUUGUCAAAGAGUUUGGGAAAAGUUUUUCUCCGUUGCAACAUUAUACGGUAUAGAUUACGUCACUCUUAGAAGGUACGUCGACAAUUUAUCACAAACACCAGUCUCUGCACCACUAAAUCCAUUAGCAAAAGAAUUCGUGCCUAGAAGCCCACAGCCUCCUUAUCAAGUGGAAUAUGUACCAAUCCCGGUGCCGUAUCCAGUGAUAUAUUGUAACUCGAUUAAUAAUAAUAAUAACAAUAAUAAUAAUAGUAGUAGUAGUAAUUAGCCAGCGUCUAAAACCAAGUCAUCGCUAGAUGUCUUACAGAAAUAAAUAGAAAUUCAUGUCCGAUUAUAGUUGCACUCGUUGAUUGAACCUAUUGCUGCCAGACUUAUAGAGAGAUCAUGAGUAAGCUUUUUAACGUAUGUGGUUUUGUACCGGCGACGUUGGUUUCUUAACGUAAAAGAGAGAUGUGAUUUGAAUGCUAUGUGCUUCUUUUAAAAAAAAAAAAUUUUUUCCCUCCUAGUCUCUCUGUUGCCUCUUUCUAUUCAGCCUUCGAUGCUAAGAAUCACAUUGAGAUAAAGAAUAAUAGAUGAACAAUUGAUUGUAUUAACCGAUUUUCAUUUUUUGUACAUAUGUAUAAAUUAUAAAAAUACAAAUUUAUACUUUUUCAAUGCAAUGAAUGAGAAAAUCUUGAGAAAAUUUUUUUAACAAAUCAGUAACAAAUGAUCAACUAUGUGACUCUACUUCCAGUGUUCUGUAAAUAUGUAUGAAUUAUAAAUAGGAAAUCUCUACAUCUCUGGUGUUUUAAAUGGGAAAUAAAACAAAUUUCGAAAAUGCUUUUGCCUUUAUAAUUUUUAGAACAUUUUAUCGUACUGCAAAAACUACAUUUAUGAUCAUUGAGAGUAACUUUUUGUUCCUUAUUUUUCAUAAACAUUAUUCUGUCUUUGACUCCGUGAUCAAUCAAGCGCGUAGGUCCAUGUUGAUCUAGCAUUGAAUUUCUUCUAUUUCUUUGUUUUCGAAUGUUUUCUUUUUUAUAAAAGCUUUUUUUCCAGUACUCAUAUAACCAGCUAGACAGGUUGUAUUCAAUCAAAGAUGCAUCAAAUGUUGCACGAAUUAUCAAUUCACUGGUAUAGCAUAAUUAGUAGUGUAAAAAAAGAGAGGCAGAUAAAGCGAGACAGAAAGAGAAAGACCGAAAGAGUCUAAUGAGGAGAAAUAGAGCGAAGUACAUCUUCUUACGAAGAGCACUGUGGUAGCUAUACUGUAAGGUUUUGUGAGUAGAUCCCAUCGAUGUACUUUUUUUCUACUUCAUUUAAAUGACAAUAUUCAAACGACGGAGAGAUAAUUAAGUUUCGAAGAAAACGAGCCCCAGAUGAUAUUUUUCAUCUUGACAAAUGCAAAGAAAAAAAAGUGAAAAAAAAUUGAAAAAAAUUGAAAAAAAUAUCAUGAAAACGAGAAAAAAAUUAAAAAAAAAAAAAAAAAACAGAAACGAAAAAAAUGAGAAAAAAACGAAGAAAAAACAUAAAAAAAAAUAUUAAAAAUAGAAAUUAAAAAUUAAAUUAAAUAUAAAUAAAUCAAGUAUUGUAUUAGACACCACGCAAGUUUAUAUUACAUAAUUAUAUAUAGAUAUAUAACUGUAUGUUUCACAAAUAGUUGUACAUACGAAUGAUAUUUGUUUAAUAAAUAAAUGCAUAUGUCGUCAGAAUAAAGAGAAAAAAAAAUUUAAAAACCAA